Molecule: messenger RNA, 2688 nt
Organism: Durio zibethinus
Lineage: Eukaryota; Viridiplantae; Streptophyta; Magnoliopsida; Malvales; Malvaceae
Product: protein NPG1
Molecular function (GO): protein binding
Source: RefSeq, a predicted model, not a curated record
AUGACACAAUGGGAGUGACUGCCAUUGGGACCGCAAACGGAUCCGAAUCCUUCGUGCCUUCGUCCAAUCCUCAAACAUUUGACUUUCUUUCUUUCUUUCCUUCUUUUGCCGAUCCUUAAACCAACAAAAAAACAGCAAUGUCUAAACAAUGUUCCCAAUAAAAAGAAAAAAAACUAAGCUAAAAGGCCACCGAUCCAAUACAGAAUCUAAAAUCUUUAACAAUGGCCGAUGAUGAUACCCAUAACCAAAGCCAAGAAUGCACUACGGUCCGAGAGUUUUGUGCCAAUGGGGUUUGCAUGAAAACGACCGAUGUGGAAGCCAAACUCGACGAAGGCAAUAUUCAAGAAGCUGAAUCUUCUUUACGCGAAGGCUUGUCCCUCAAUUUUGAGGAAGCGAGGGCUCUUUUGGGAAGAUUAGAGUAUCAAAGAGGAAAUGUAGAAGGGGCACUUCGGGUAUUCGAUGGGAUCGAUCUUCAAGCUGCAAUUCAACGGCUGCAACCUUCCGUUAAUGAGAAUUCUAAUCCUUGUUCUGUUUCUUCUUCUUCUUCUAAUAAUAAUUCUUCUUCUAACAAGAAACGCCGGGCUAAUCGUGAUUCGCAGCCUGCCGUUUCCCAACACGCUGCCAGCCUCGUUCUUGAAGGCGUUUACUUAAAGGCCAAGUCCCUUCAAAAGCUCGGGAGAUUUACUGAGGCUGCUCAGGAUUGUACAAAUGUGCUUGAUGCUGUGGGGAGGAUAUUUCCUCAAGGAAUACUUAACGUCCAAGUUGAGAAUCGAUUGCAGGAGACGGUUAGUCAAGCCGUUGAGCUACUUCCAGAGCUUUGGAAGCAGGCUGAUAAUUAUCAAGAAGCAAUGUCUGCUUAUAGACGUGCACUGCUCCAUCUAUGGAACUUAAACAAUGAUUGUUGUGCACGAAUUCAGAAAGCAUUUGCAGUUUUUCUCUUGCAUAGUGGGUUGGAGGCUGGUCCUCCUAGCUUAGGUGCUCAAAUUGACGGAGCUUACGUACCCAAAAAUAAUUUGGAAGAGGCUAUUCUGCUUUUGAUGGUUCUUAUGAGAAAAAUUCAACAGGGUAUGAUCCAGUGGGAUCCAUCUGUUAUGGAUCACUUAAUGUAUGCACUUUCUGUAUGCAGCCAAACUCCUGUUUUAUCAAAGCAACUUGAAGAGCUCAAACCUGGAGUAUUUCAUCGUAUUGACCGUUGGAAUAUCUUAGCUCUUUGUUGCAGUGGUGCGGGACAGAAUAAAGCUGCCUUGAAUCUAUUGAGAAAGUCUCUGCAUAAACAUGAAAGACCUGAUGAUCUCACAGCAUUACUAUUGGCUGCCAAGAUCUGUAGUGAGGAUUUUUAUCUUGCAGCCGAGGGAGUAGCAUAUGCACAGAGGGCAAUCGAUAAUGCACAAGGGGUGGAUGGACAUCUGAAGGGUGUUGGUCUUCGUAUGUUAGGUCUUUGUUUGGGAAAGCAAGCUAAAGUUUCUUCCUCUGACUUUGAAAGGUCCCGUAUUCAGUCUGAAGCGCUUAAAUCUUUAGAUGCUGCAAUAUCUUUUGAGCAGGAUAAUGCUGAUAUAAUCUUUGAGUUGGGAGUUCAAUAUGCAGAGCAGCGGAAUUUGAAUGCUGCUUUGCGUUAUGCAAAGAAGUACAUUGAUGUAACUGGUGGUUCUGUAUUAAAGGGUUGGAGAUUGCUUGCUCUAAUUUUGUCUGCUCAACAGCGAUUCUCAGAGGCUGAGUUGGUCACUGAUGCUGCUUUGGAUGAGACUGCCAAAUGGGACCAAGGGCCACUGCUAAGGCUGAAAGCAAAACUGCAGAUCUCCCAGUCACGACCCAUGGAUGCUAUUGAAACUUAUCGUUACCUCCUUGCAUUGGUUCAGGCCCAAAGAAAAUCAUUUGGUCCUGUGAGAAUUGAUUCUCAGGUAGAGGAUGAUAAAGUAAAAGAAUUUGAAGUUUGGCAUGGCCUUGCAAAUCUGUACUCUAGUCUUUCACACUGGAAGGAUGUAGAAAUCUGUUUGAAAAAAGCCAGAGAGAUGAAACAGUAUUCUGCAGAACUGCUGCAUACAGAAGGUUUUAUGUGUCAAGAACGUGGAGAAAUCCAAAAAGCAUUAUCUGCUUAUAUCAAUGCUAGUCUGCUAGAACCAUCAUAUGUACCUUCCAAGGUACUGAUUGGUGCAAUGUUGUCCAAGAUGGGCUCAUUGCCUGUGGCGAGAACCGUACUAUCUGAUGCAUUGAGGAUUGAACCUACAAACCGGAAGGCUUGGUAUUACUUAGGUAUGGUACAUAAGGAAGAUGGUCGCAUUGCAGAUGCCACAGAUUGCCUCCAGGCAGCCUCAAUUCUUGAAGAGUCAGAUCCUAUUGAAAGCUUUAGAUCUAUCCUUUGACAGGCUCCCAUACAUUUCAGCAAAAUCUGUUCAUGUAACGUUAACCAACAUCAGUUUCCCCCGGGGUACAGGGAAGGCUCUUUUGCACACUCUUUCCAAUUUCUUCAUUUAUGUUGCUUCCUCGCUAGUUGCUGCCAUAAAGAAGGGAUCAAGUCAAAUGAAAAUGGAAUUUGAAAGGAAAAUAAGAUCAAAGGAAAUGCCAGAUGAUUUAGUUCAAAUUGUAGGAAAUGCAGUAGGGGGCUCUCAAAUGGUCUUCUAAUGAUAUUUUUCUGAGCAUGCUUCUCGCUGUUUUAGAACUAAUAAUAUAUAUAUAUAUAUAUAUGUAUGU